Molecule: messenger RNA, 2040 nt
Organism: Morchella sextelata
Lineage: Eukaryota; Fungi; Ascomycota; Pezizomycetes; Pezizales; Morchellaceae
Exons: 4
Coding region: 1-2040 (679 amino acids)
Molecular function (GO): oxidoreductase activity, acting on the CH-OH group of donors, NAD or NADP as acceptor
Source: RefSeq, a predicted model, not a curated record
AUGUCGAUGGAUCCUGUAACAGAGCUUCAGCACCUGAAGUUUACACCAAGGACCUCAGCAUGGAAGCAUAUGCAACGGUUCGAGAGGUUAUGCGCAUUGGCAUAUCCACGAGCUACUGAUGCUGGCAAAUGGAGCUUAUUCGUAAAGACUAUUGACACGACAAAUGUGUGGGGCAGUGGGAGGGGGGUGACGCCUGGAAGAUGGCUGAUGGAGUUGAGCGAGGACUGGCUACGAAAGAACCCACACUGCGCUCAACCGGACUGUAACGACUGCAAAAACGACACCAUGUCUUUCGAUUACCUCAAGAACGCCUUCCUUGAUCGCUGGGGUGCACCGGCGUCACCGCACGGCAAGCUCCGCCAGCCCUCUCGGUCCCACUCCAUGCCCCCACCAUCCGAGUCAGACGGUGAUCCGGGCGAGAUUUUGACCCCAUCUGAUAUUGUCUCCAAUGCUCUUAUCCCAAGAGGGAGCCACUACCCACCUUCUGCCCCCACACCUCCAAACGAGCCUGUAAAUGAACGGGAGCGCCUCGUACAAGAGACCAAGACCUCUAUUGCUAUCAACCCUGCUCCCGGAAGUGGCGGUGGUCAGAUCGUACUGUCGAUCUCAGACACCAACAAGCCCCGACGAAAGAAGAAGGACGGUAGCAGGAACGUUGACUCCCGAAAUUCACACCGCGGACAUCAUGGGAGCCAUGACAUGGAGACUCCAUUGGAUUCCCCUGGGUGGGCUCAAUCCGAGAAUGAUGCGGAGGAGAUGGAACGCCGGCGGCAGGAGGAGAUGGAGGAGGAGAUGGAACGCCAACAACGGUAUGAGGCGAUGGAGAUGCAACAACGCCAACGGGAGGAGGCGAUGGAGAUGCAACGCCAACGGGAGGAGGCGGCGAUGGAGAUGCAACGCCAACGGGAGGAGGCGAUGGAGAUGCAACGCCAACGGGAGGAGGAGAUGCAACGUCAACGGCAUGAGGAGAUGCGUCGGCGUGACGCACGUGAGGCAAUGGAACGCCAACGGGAGGAGAUGGAGCACCGACGGAGACAGAUUCAUGUCGUCGAAGUCGAGCCCGCAAUGGAGCUUGUCCGCCAGGGGUCCGUCUCUAGCGAAGGAUCCCACAAGAACAACGAUCAGGCUCUUGUUGAGAUUCCUCCAUCCGAGGUCGAAGAGUCUACAAUCGCUGGGAGCGAGACUGGGCUCGGGGGUGCCAUGACCGUGGCUCCUCCUUUGAGGCCUCGGUUAUUGGAAGGAAAGAUCUGUGCUAUCACUGGGGCAUCACGAGGUAUUGGGCGCGCCAUCGCCCUCGGAUUUGCCAAAGAGGGUGCGCACAUUGUUGCACACUACUGGGGAACUAAGAGCGACCCCGCCAAUGAGGAGAUUGUCUCCCUUUGUGUUGAGAUCCGUGGUAUGGGCCAGGGCUGCACCAUCGUCUUCGGGGAUAUCUCAGACCCCAGGACUAGCGACAAUAUCAUCAAAAGGGCUGUUGAGACCUAUGGAAAGCUUGAUGUAGCUGUCGGUAACGCUGGUAUGUGUUGGUACCGUGACUUCCUUGAUGUUACCCCCGAGUUGCUUCGUCGCCACGUCGAGGUCAAUCUCAACGGAAACUUCUAUUUUGUCCAGGCCUGCGCACGUCAGUUCAAGUCUCAGUUCCACGCACUCCCCGUUGAUCCUCGCCCUGACCCCAUGCCCGACUACUCAUUGAUCUUCCUGUCUGCGGCCGGUGCCCACUCCGGUAAUGGACAUCAAUCCCACUACAACCCUACCGCAGCUGGAUUGGUCAGCUUGAUGCAAUCCACCGCCGUGUCGUUGGGACCUUACGGUGUGCGAUGCAACGCCUUGUUGCCUGGUGUGAUCCAGACCAAGAUGAACAAGGAAGAGCUCACAGACAUGGAGAAAAGGGGACGGUUGGAGAAGAAAGUUCCCCUUGGAAGACUGGGUGUUCCCAGUGAUAUUGUGGGCCCGGCGGUAUGGCUUGCUGGUGAGGGUGCGAAGUAUGUCAGCGGCGCACAGAUUGUGAUCGAUGGUGGUGCCUUUGUUAAUAACUACUAA